AUGCGGCCUAUAGGCUUUACGCGUCAUGAGAUGCGCCGUGUAAUCGCCGAGCGUAACCACUACAAAGAACGCUUAAUAGAAUUGCAGGAAGCUGUGCGCUUCGCUGAAAUCCUACAUUUUAAAAGUCAUGGUCGCCGGCAGAUUUUACAGGCAGCCUUCGAGACUGGCUUUUCCGAAUUAGGUGCCGGCGAAGUGCAAGGAGAGAGCAAUGAAGAAGCCAGCCCCCUCAUGAAGUGA
Messenger RNA from Protopolystoma xenopodis, 237 nucleotides. The record is from the annotation of a GenBank genome assembly. Lineage: Eukaryota; Metazoa; Platyhelminthes; Monogenea; Polystomatidea; Polystomatidae.